Messenger RNA from Fusarium oxysporum Fo47, 900 nucleotides. RefSeq lists its product as uncharacterized. Bases 1 to 900 code for a protein of 299 amino acids. The transcript has a single exon. The record is from RefSeq and is a predicted model, not a curated record. Lineage: Eukaryota; Fungi; Ascomycota; Sordariomycetes; Hypocreales; Nectriaceae. Gene Ontology annotation, molecular function: oxidoreductase activity, acting on the CH-OH group of donors, NAD or NADP as acceptor.
AUGUCCGUCGCCCGAUCUGAGCUCAAGUUCCGCGCUCCUCCGUCAAUGCGAUUGAGUGACGGCUCAACUAACUCUAAAACAUUUCGCCCAGAACAUAAUCACGCCAUCACCACAUCUCUGGACCGAGCACGAGAUCGGUUCGCGGUCACAGGCAAUGCCAUUGUGACUGGGGGUGCUGGGGAUAUUGGAUCUGUUGCCUGUCGAGCUCUGCUUGAACAUGGACUCCAGGGACUAGCUAUCUUUGACCUGCAUCCUGAUGCUGGGCAAAUGAUAGUCACCAGUCUUCAGAGCGACUUCCCUGAAGCAAAGAUCACGUUUACCAAAGUUGAUGUGACAGAUUCCAAGUCCGUCACAGCCGCCGUUGCGAACGCAGAGCAAGUCAUCGGUCCUAUCAACAUCUGCCUUUGCUUUGCUGGCAUCGCCUUUGCUGCACAAGCUUUGGACAUUACUCCACAACAAUUCAAGACCAUGUUUGAUAUCAACACCACGGGUGCAUUCCUGGUAGCUCAAGCUGUUGCGAAGUCUAUCGCAAGCAGAGAAACAGGUGGCUCCAUCAUUCUAAUGGCGAGCAUAUCAGCCCACAUAGUAAACUUUCCCCAGCCUCAAGUUCACUAUAACGCGGCGAAGGCCGCCAUCAUCUCUAUGAAAAGCUCACUUGCCGCAGAGUGGGCGGUACAUGGUAUUCGUGUCAAUAGUAUCAGUCCUGGAUACAUGGAUACUAUUCUGAAUGAGGGGGACGGUUUGGCAGAGCAUAGAGCUAUCUGGGCAAAGAGAACCCCAUAUGGCCGUAUGGGGAAACCGGAGGAACUCACGGGUGCUGUUGUCUUGCUCGCCAGCAAAGCAGGUAGUUACAUCACGGGCGCAGAUAUCCUUGUAGAUGGUGGGAUUAGCGUUUUUUAG